Triplophysa rosa is the source of this 2522-nucleotide messenger RNA. Its product is annotated as zinc finger protein 69 homolog. The coding region runs from base 146 to 2518 and encodes 790 amino acids. The record is from RefSeq and is a predicted model, not a curated record. NCBI's taxonomy places the organism in Eukaryota, Metazoa, Chordata, Actinopteri, Cypriniformes, Nemacheilidae. The transcript has 7 exons.
GCGUUCCGGUUGAACGUUGUUGUUCGUUGCUUCGGUCAAUUUCACGACCACCAGACCCUAAUCUGUUAUUACCGUUUAAUCCAGGGAUGUGAUGAGUUCGUCGUUUGACUAAAACAUACGUACAGAUUUACUUUAGCCGUCAAUAAUGGAAAUCUUUAGCGCAGAGAGUCGCGAGACAGUCCCUCCACUCCCUCUCUCUGCACUGCGUCUGGUAGUACCACCCCUCCGGCUGAUGUCAGCAUUUUUAUGGCAGGUGAUUCAGCGUCGAAAUGUGACACAUUACGGAAAGUUGGAGCAGUUCGUGGUGCUGGUAACAGAGACUGUUCCCGACAUCAUGAAUCGAAGUCUGGUUAAUAAACUCAUCUUUUAUCUGCGGAAAAAAGUGAUUCUGGAGCUUUGUCUGAAAGAUAAAACGCCAGAUCUGUGGAUCAUUCAGGCACAUUUGGAUUCUCUUCGAAGGUUCACACAUAAAUGUAAAGAUGUAGAAAGUGAGAUCAUCAAUAACAAAUUUAUUAGAACGGUGCACAGCAUCUUGGAGGAUACAGAAAAGAAAGAGAAUUUUAUCCAGCAUGUCUUCCCUGUAGAAUAUGGGGCAGGAUAUGAUGCAGUAUUGCAGAGCCUUGCAUGGGACUUCCUGUCUCGAGUGGAGGAUCUGCUACCUGUGCCCAAUCUUAAAGAGACAGCCUUGCGAUUAUGUGGCGGUCUGUCUAUGAUGGAGGAGAUUGUGCAGCCGCUCUCAGAUCCAAUUGAAAUCAAGGACGUGCUCCAACACUUCCAAUGCAGAAGACUUCACAACAGAAAUAAUGAGCAGUCUCAGAGAAUUAUUAGUGAAAUGUCUGUUCCUACCACAACUGAAGUAGUUUGUUUACCUCACCCGGUCGGACAGGAGACAGUCUCCCCCACCUUUGCUAUUGAACAUGAGGCAAGUGUGCCGCCUACAUCUAUAGCUCAAGAGACGAUUAUCAUUGAAGCAGAAAGCACGGAAAGCCAAACAGAAGCCGAACACGCAUGCCUUGCAGUAAUGAGUCCCUCGCAAAGUUACACCGAGGAGGCUGAACCUUUAACUGACAGCGAGGAAUCUACAACAGUAGCCACCGCCGAAGAAGCAGAGAAUGGCAUACAAGAAGAAGCCCUCUGUGAAGAGAAAGAUUCAGAGAUCUGUGAAGUCCAGCAGAUCUACCUCACUGCAGACGGCUCUACCGUGGUUGUAUCGGAGUUUGAGAACGAGGGCGAGGAGACCCAACUGCAGUUUCUGGAACAACCAGAUAUGACCGAGACUGCUGGAGUGAGGCAGGUCAGUUUGGAGCAGUGGAUCUCGGAGUUAACCGGUAAGGGCAUCUCUCUACCAGUCUUGCCUCCAAAUCCGGUUGAGAUCGUAAGGGAGGAGAUGAUCUACGUUCCCGUCGUAGAAAGACCUCCAUCCGUGAAGUCUAUCAUCCACAGAAAGAGCAGUCCGGCUCGAGUCGCAGUCUCCAAAAAGCAAGUGGCUGUACCUUCUGAAUCCCAAGCAGCACAGGAAGAGAAAAGACACGUAUGUCCCGAGUGCCACAAGGAGUUUCGUUUCGAGUGUCUUCUGAGGAACCACAUGCGCACACACACGGGCGAGCGUCCGUAUCAGUGUUCAGACUGCGGCAAGAGCUUCAGGUGCCUCAGCUUCCUGACCAAUCACAUCAAAACUCACUCGCUCGCCAGGCCUUUCAAAUGCACGCACUGCGUCAAGUCUUUCCGCAAAAAAGCCGACCUCAUCAAGCACAUCCGUGUGCACACGGGCGAAAAACCCUACAAGUGCACCAUCUGCUGCAAGAGCUUUUCCCAGGGCUCUUACUUAAAGAUUCACCGCGAAUGCCACACCUCGGAAAACCUCCACCAGUGUCCACGUUGUGACAAGAGCUUUCCAACAGCAUUUAAGCUAUCCAUCCAUGUCCGUCACCAUUCCAUGGAGCGCUCCUACCAGUGUAACCAGUGUGGGAAAAGUUUCAUAUACGCCAGCCUCCUCAGAAGACACAAAGGUUAUCACGCAGGUGAGCGGCAGUACCUGUGUUCCAUCUGCGGCAAGUCUUUCGUCUACAUGUUCGACCUGAAAAAGCAUCAACGGAACCACGAGAGACCCCGCAUGAAGAUCCCGUGCACCCUUUGUCACAAGACUUUUGCAGGACCGGAGAUGCUGAGGUGCCACCUACGCAUACACACGGGAGAGCGUCCUUUCCGCUGCAAGAUGUGUGGGAAAGCCUUCUCUCAGAUCGGUAAUAUGAAGAGACAUGAACGCGUACACACGGGCGAACGUCCCUUCACCUGCGAGCGAUGCGGAAAGACUUACAAGCACUCGUCUCACCUGAAGAACCACAUGCUUAGCCACACCGGCGAGCGGCCGUGGCAGUGCUCGCAUUGCGGGAAGAGCUUCAAGUUUGCCGGGCCUCUGAAAAAGCACGAGAGAAUUCAUAUGGGUGAACGUGCAGACCGCAGAAAGAGCUAUGACCAAACCCGUGGCCGCAAGAAACACGAACCUAAAAGCCCUUGAUGUU